Messenger RNA from Erigeron canadensis, 1467 nucleotides. RefSeq names its product transcription factor MYBS3. The transcript has 3 exons. Gene Ontology annotation, molecular function: DNA binding. Lineage: Eukaryota; Viridiplantae; Streptophyta; Magnoliopsida; Asterales; Asteraceae. Gene Ontology annotation, biological process: response to gibberellin; response to auxin; response to ethylene. The coding region runs from base 163 to 1218 and encodes 351 amino acids. The record is from RefSeq and is a predicted model, not a curated record.
CUCUCUUUAUCUGAUCCAAACCUUUUUCUUUCUUUCUUUUUUUCUUUCUUUUUAAAAAGAAAGAAAAACACAUGCAAUCAAAUACAAACACAAGCAGAUAUUGAUACAAUCUUACAUACAUAUCGUUGGUCGUGAAUAAGGCCGAGCCGAGUCUUGUAACAAAUGACUCGGCGAUGCUCUCAUUGUAGCAACAACGGCCAUAACUCACGCACGUGUCCAACACGUGCCGGUGGCGGUGGUGGUGGUGGUGUGAAGCUGUUUGGUGUUAGGCUUACAGAUGGAGGGUCGAUUAUGAAAAAGAGUGCCAGCAUGGGGAAUCUAUCCUCUGUUUAUAGCAGCAGUAAUCACUCGUCUCCGGCAACCGCUUCACCGGUAAAUCCUAGCUCUCCGGCCACUUCUGACCCCGUUCAAGGUUAUCUCUCCGAUGAUCCUUCCGCUAAACGCCGUGCUGAUCGAAAAAAAGGUACUCCUUGGACAGAGGAGGAGCAUCGGUUGUUCCUACUUGGUCUGCAAAAACUGGGAAAAGGAGACUGGCGUGGCAUAGCACGUAAUUAUGUUAUAUCCAGAACACCUACGCAAGUUGCCAGCCAUGCCCAGAAAUACUUCAUAAGACAAUGUGGCUCUACUAGAAGAAAAAGACGUUCUAGCCUUUUUGACAUGGCUCCAGAUAUGGCUGCUGAACCACCGGAAGAUCAAUUCAUGCUACCUCUAGCUGCAGGUACGGAUCAUUCCGACAACUCCCAUUGUUCGUUAAAACUUUCGUUAAAACCUGGUUCUGAUGAAUCCAUGGUGGCUGGUCCAAGUGAAAUGAAAGAAGACAUCAAAGAAGUAUCACAAUCAACAUCUGUGAGUGAGCUUCCACCAAUAAUACCUGCCUUUUAUCCAGCUUACAUACCCAUUCCAAUCCCAGUUUGGCCAUCAACUAUGACCCCACUUGAAGAACCACCCAACAAUAGUAACAUGGGACCAGAUGCAUCUCACCAUCGGGUUCUGAAACCAAUCCCAAUUCUUUCCAAAGAACCCAUGAAUUUGGAUGAAUUAGUUGGAAUGUCGAAACAGCUAAGUUUAAAAGAUCCGGAUCAUCAUCACAUCGAGCCUUCAUCAUUAUCAUUGAUGUUAUCAACUGAGCCCUCAAGGCAGUCAGCAUUUCAUAGCGCACCCAUGGUUGGUAGCUCGGGUAUAAACCCCGGUCACAGUAAUGGUUUCCAAGCAAGUUGACGAGGUUGAAAGCCGAGUUGGGCUGCUUUGGUUGAUAUAUUUAUCCACUUUGUUUUUGGUUUAGUUGCUCCCUUCAACCUUGCUGAUGCAAGUCAAUGAUUGGGGCAGCAUACUAUAUUAGUAUGUUCUAUAUAUAUAUAUAUAUAUAAAGGUAUUCUUUUAUUUUACUGUACACUGUCUGAUAGGAAGAAUAAAACAUCUAUAGGGAGUUGUUUGUCAAUAAUCGCAUCAUCGUUUUUGUAAUAUAAA